Messenger RNA from Aplysia californica (California sea hare), 3162 nucleotides. RefSeq lists its product as uncharacterized. Lineage: Eukaryota; Metazoa; Mollusca; Gastropoda; Aplysiida; Aplysiidae. The record is from RefSeq and is a predicted model, not a curated record.
ACAAGUCUGAUGUGGAGCUGAAUGACAAAGCUGAAUGUGAAAUAGAUCUAUUCAGAUGAAAUUGGUAUUGAUCUAGAUCUACGUCUAGGACAUCUAGAUCUAAGAAGCACAAGCAUCCUCUGUGCCUCCCGUGAGCUCGUUACUAAGUACUAAGCAAAAACUCAUCGACUGUUUUCCAUUAAAGGGUGAACGGCUGCUCACAAAGUCGUUUCCUUCCACCAUACAUGACUUCUAGGAGGACGCUUCGCAGCGGUGCCUCUUUUGGCUCCCCUGAAGAACUUCACAAGCCAAAGCAAUCUGUAGUUAGAAGGCAGCAAACCAAGGAAGACCGUAUAGACACCCCUGAACAGCAUGCAACGUUUGAUGAUGGCGAAGAGUCCAAAGGUUACAGCGGCUCCAUGGAAACUGAGAAAUCCGGUGAGAGUGGUGCACUACAGUUUGAUGACGACAAGGAAAAUAUGCCAGGAGAUUCCUUGAGCAUAACCUCAUGUACAUCCAGUGUGCUUCCAAAUCUAUGCGAUCCUGUCGCUGAACCCGCGUUAUCCGGAGCUAGUACUGUCCGCACUGGGGUCGGCGAGAAGAGCGACAUUCUCGUGUCCUUGCUGGGAGGUAAACACAUUGGCGGUGGGGACUGGGGCAAGAAUGGGAAUGCCGGGGCUUCUUCUGCUGCCAGAACAACGUGUGACGGAACCAAGACCAGCGCUGACGACAGAGAUGUCAGUUCAAGGCACGGGAAGGACGGGCAGUCUCAAUCUGUUGUGCGGACACGCAAACUGAACGCAGACGUGCUGAGCGCGCGAGAAUGCUCCACCACUGUGCCCCGCCCUGACGUGUGUUUCUUCUCUAACGGAGACCAUCAGAGUAGAUCUAGUUCUGCCAACAUGCUGAAGAUGUCGGAGAUACCGGGUGAAGCGUUUCUCGUGUCGCUGUCCAACGACGAGACGAAAGAGCUGAAUAUGGUGAAAACCACUUCUGGUACUAUGCGAGUUGGUUCUGGCUUGCAUAAAUUCAUGCCUCAGAGUUAUAGUUUUCAAGAGCCCUUCUCAAAACAUGCCUCCCAGGGCGGGGGCAAAAGCAAGGGGCAAGGGGAUAAAUGGUGUUCUAAUGUGGGUAAAUGUAGAAAUGAUGGGUUUGAUGCUGGCUUCUCAAAUUUAGAUAACUGUUUGUUGUCGCAUUCCGAUAAAGUAGACAGACACAAUAAACGCAGUAGUGUCGAGGAAAGGGCUUCUCGAACUCCACCUCCUUGCUCCGAAUCCUUUGUUGGGGGCUCCGCUAAAAGUGGAGGGAAUAUUUUUGAUAAUGUAUCAGCAUAUCGCAACACUUGUGAUCUGAUGCCCCCCACUUUGGUUGACUGUCUUAGCUCUAAACCAAUAGCUGAUAAAUUAGGCCCUACUCACGGAGAUUUUAUCCCCACUGAUAAGGACGCGUCAAGCAACAUCCAGCGAGUGUCCCAGUAUCCUUUGAUGGAGGGGAUUCUGACGCAUCAGUCUUAUGAGUCGAGUAUCCCAAGAGAUGGUCAUGACCGUCUGGAUCCACCCGAAUCGGGGGACGGCAUUGCUCGUCCUCCUAGAAAAGCCAUAAGUCUGCUGAAAGCCCCGUCUACGCCCGCCACGCCGUCGUCCCCCAUGCUGGACUCUGACUGCCGCUUUGACUCUUGCACAAUCAUCAAGAGAAGCGCACGUCUUCGUUGUCGGACGGAAGCUAAGCCCGCCUGCACAGUAGUCACGCAGCAGCCCGUUAUCUCAACGAUGAAGCCAGCUUCCUCUUUCAAAAGCAAGCCCACCACUCCGUCAACGGGAGCCAAAAAGAAGAAAACCCAUACCUCUGGGACAUCUGCGAAAGGGAACAAGAAAAAGAAGGUGAAAAAGCGCGGAGAUAACAAAAAAGGCGGACGUGGAAAAUCGAAGGACGUGGCCAGGCCGAAACAUGUCAUGUCCAGAGAGGUGAUGGACGGCAUUGUCCAGUCAAUAGAGGAGACAGUGUCUCGGGUUUCUCAGGAGCAGUCUCAACUAUCGCCAGAGGGCGGUACUUCAAACAGUGUGUCGGGUAUAAGCGACGAAGUCGGUCAGCAAGAUUGUCUUUCUGGCAUGGAGCCACCAACAGAAUCAUUUUUGCCACAUGCAAACUCCGAGUCUCGUUUUGGAGACAGUGCCGGGACGUGCCUUGUUGACGUCAGCAGCAAGGAGCCGUGCAAAAUCAUCAACAAGAGCAAGACAACUAAAAAGUCCAAGACCAAACAUUCGGCUACAAAGAAAUUUCAAAAGUCCACCAAGUCGUCGUCAAAGGGUAGUAGUUUACAUUCUUCCAAGUUUUCCAAAGCCAAGAAAAGCAAAAGCAAAGAGCUGGAGCUUCCAGAGUUGGUGGAGCUGAGUACUCCGGACGACUGCCAGCAGAGCGAAGGAGGGGAACGGUUCGUGUCCUCCGCGGAGACCAGGCCCACACAAAGCAAGAGGUUCCGGAAAAAGACCCGGAAGGCGGAGGAAGCUCUCGGCAAUGAUGACGUGUUCUGUGACGACGACUAUCCCACCAAGAAGUCCAAGGCAAAGAAAAGGUGUAUUGGCUCCAGUUUUGAGAGAGGUUAUUCUGGGCCUCGGAGAUCUCGGCGCUCGAGCCAACAAGGUGGACUGGUGGCUGAUCCUGUAUUGGGGGAACACGCCUUUAUCUUGUGGGCCAGAGCUGACCCAAGAGGACCCUGUGUACAUUGAGUUCAUCCGUCUAUCAGAGGACCGUCAGCGAGAGCUCUUACGCAAGUGGCUCAAGUUCUUUCAGAAGAUGAUGCCCAGAACGGAGUACGCCGAGUUCAUCGUGGGCUUCAAACGGGCCUGUGGCAGAGAGGGCUCGUCCCUGGGGGAGGGGCGUAUCCGGACACGCCUCCGGCGCCUGGACCCCGCCCACUACAGGACGCUGUUCGACAUGAUCCGGAUCACCAAGCCCCGCGUGGUGGAGAUGUACAGGGAGAACCGGGGCCGUGAGAGGAAGGUCAUCUCAGACACUUACAGCCUGAUGCUGCGGCAACUGGUCAACGGGAAGCCCUGGCCUCAUCUACACACGGACUGCCGUUCUGCCGUGCUGACACAGCUACUGGAGGACUUGCAGGUUCUACCACCACUUUGUUCCGUUGCAGGGUUUUGUUUGAAUUUUACUUUAUUCUGAUCUGUUCUG